UAUAAGCAUCUAUGUGUAAGCAUUUCCAGGUCUAGUAGUUGGAAGUGCUUGUUCACUAGAAUGAGGAAGUUAACUGCUAAGCAUACUUUCUUUAAUCCCUUAUAUACAGCAUUUUAUACUCACAAAAAUACAUUGGAUUUGGCUCUCUAUAUUGAUGUGUGUUGCCGGAAUAAAAGACAAGUUAAAGUUGAAACCAAAGCUCUUAAGCCGAAAGUUCCUCUGGUUUUGCAAUCUUUUCUUGGUUUGAGUAAAUUCUUAAGCUGAAAGUUCCCCUAGUUUUACAUUCUUUUCUUGGUGUGUUGUGGAACGAGAGAAAAGAGUGAAAAAUAGUUUAAUCUAGUAAACUGAUUUCUUAUUCAUAUACUAUUUUAAUUGGCAGAUGAAAUAUUCCCACGCAUGGAAUCUAGGAAGAGUAAUACAUUUAUCACUUGACCAAGAUUCGUAGGCUUCAGCUUGUUCACAUCUAUGAAUAGACCAUAAAUUGAUUUAUCACAGCCGGCAAUGGCAGCGACAGAUAAAAUUGAGAAAGUGCAGCCUCUCUUAGUCCGAUUGGAGAAGAACAAAAAUGACUACUUUCCGCAGGCGGUCUCCUUCGGUCCGUACCACCACGGCGAACCGGCACUCGCUUUCGUGGAGGCGUUCAAGCCGAAGGCCGUCGAGUUGUUCGUAUCAGGCGGCCCAGAAAGAUACGACGAGUCGUCGUUCUACCUCGACAAAAUUGCUGACAUCAUCGAUGAAAUACGAGAGUGCUACGAAGAAACCACGAUGCGUGACUACUCGGACGAUGAGCUAGCCGCAAUGAUGCUUCGCGACGCCUCGUUGAUGAUAAUCUUCAUGGAGAGUGCAACAGGGGGAGCGCAGAUGAUGGGCAAGAUUUUGAAUCACCUUGGCAUGUUGACGUUGGCGAUUUUGUGGCGUGACUUGGUUUUGCUUCAGAAUCAGAUCCCUUUAGUGGUGGUGGAGGUUUUGAUGGAUUUAAGAUACGGCAAAGGCAAACGCGAAUACGAAAACUUGCUUCACAGAUACGUGAAUAUGGUCAACUUUGGAGAUUAUAAUCGCCAGCAAAGACUACUGUCUAGGAAGCCUCUGCAUCUCGUCGAAGCCAUCCACAUGCUACUCGUCUUUGACUGUAAAGAUCAGAGCCCAACUUGCUGCAAAUUGCUGUGCUGCCCCAGAGCUGAUCAUGAUCUAGAAAGAGGUGGUGCAGAAGCUACUCAUUCUCAUGGUAUAAUCCAUCGUCUUCUAAAGUCUUUGGCUUCCAAGAACCAAGGAGCUGCUGCAGCGAAGAAAGACAAGUUCAAAAACUUGAAAAGCAUGUUCCAUUCGUUUCGGUCGGUGACAGAGCUCAAGGCAAAGGGCAUCCAUUUCAAGCCAAGCCCAACCCAAUCUCUGAUGGAUGUCAGCUUCAAAUCCAACUUCUUCUACGGCAGCCUCCAACUCCCCGAGUGGGUCGUCACCACCAAAACUAAGGUCAUCUUCACGAACUUGAUCGCCUACGAACUCAGCCCCAACAGCCGGACCAACUUGGAGGUCGUAUCGUACAUCAGCUUCAUGAAGUCGCUCAUGGAGAGGCCGGAAGACGUGAAGGAGCUGCGAGAGAAGAGAAUCUUCAUCAACUUGCUCGGCACCGACCAAGAGGUUUUCAACACCUACAAGGAUAUCGAUACACACGGGGUCUCUAAUCCGAUUCUUUUCAAUGCAGUGAAAGAUAACAUCCAAGCACAUUAUAAUAGCAGUGUCAAGACAUGGAUGGCUGAGCUCAUCCACACUAAUUUUCGAUCUCCCUGGACCAUGACCGCGUUUCUCGCUGCCGUCACAUUACUUGCCAUUUCUGCCGCUCAGCUCUACUACGCCGUGCAUCCUCCAACUGAAGAUUGAUCACCACAUACCCAUCUGUUUCAACUGUAUGUACCAAUAGUAAAAAUCAAAUAUUGGCUUUGGCCCACAAC
Messenger RNA from Salvia miltiorrhiza (redroot sage), 1949 nucleotides. Its product is annotated as UPF0481 protein At3g47200-like. The coding region runs from base 502 to 1878 and encodes 458 amino acids. Lineage: Eukaryota; Viridiplantae; Streptophyta; Magnoliopsida; Lamiales; Lamiaceae. The transcript is spliced from 2 exons. The record is from RefSeq and is a predicted model, not a curated record.